This is a messenger RNA of Zophobas morio, 975 nucleotides long. Its product is annotated as SUN domain-containing protein 3-like. Lineage: Eukaryota; Metazoa; Arthropoda; Insecta; Coleoptera; Tenebrionidae. Bases 16 to 909 code for a protein of 297 amino acids. The record is from RefSeq and is a predicted model, not a curated record. Gene Ontology annotation, molecular function: protein-membrane adaptor activity. Gene Ontology annotation, cellular component: nuclear envelope; meiotic nuclear membrane microtubule tethering complex. The transcript has 4 exons.
GUCAAAAGAAAAAAUAUGUUGGUACCCAAAACAAUUGAAUCAGUUUUGCUGUCGUUUUUGAGUUGGACUUGGACUGAAUUUAAAAUAAAAAUGAAGCGUCCCUCGACAUUCUGGUAUUAUUUUUGGCAAUGUCUUUAUCUCAUUCCAAUUACCAUCAGUAUUUAUUACUGUCAAACAAUAUUCAUCAACGGCCGCAAUCGUCGCUACACUGAGGAAACCAAUUUGGAUGCAGCAGGACCAAAAGAAACAAAAUGGGAAAAACUGUCGUACGAAAUGAUUUAUCUUCGCAAAGAAAUCAUCCACCUGAAGGACGAAUUGGAAGAAAUAAGAUCGUGGAAAGCCGAUAUGGAUCAGAAUUUCGAAGACAAACUUGGUGUCACUUUUGACAAGUUCUACUCAGACCAGAUUGGUAUUUUUGACUACGCCUCUGAUUACGCAGGGGGCGCAAUCAUUUCCACUCCUAAUACAAUUUCCUAUCCGUCCAAGUACGGUUUGCGCUUAUUUGGCAUGUUCGACUUAUCUGUGGACUCAGAACCCCAUCUAAUACUCCACCAUACGACGUUCCCGAGCAAGUGCUACGCGUUUUAUGGUCACCAGGGUCGCAUUCAGGUUGCGUUAGGCCGGCCCGUGGUGAUCACUCACGUGAGUUUGGAACACCUAAGACUCAGAGAAGAUUUAAGAAGUGCGCCGAAAGAUUUCGAAAUUUUGGGUGUGGAAGAAAAUCGCGAGGAGAGUUUGGGUAAUUUCGUUUACGAUUUGGACGAUUCAAUAAUUCAAACGUUCCGAGUGACUUUGAAAAAUCAAACGUUUCGAAAAGUAGAGCUGCGCAUACUCAGUAAUCAUGGAAACGAUGAGUUAACUUGUGUGUACAGAUUUAGAGUUCAUUCGUUAAAUUUGAAUUUAAAAUAGUUUGCUUUUCGUGCCCUUGAGCCCCUUCACUUGUUACGUCAUCUACAUUAUUAACUCGGGGUCUGA